AUGUUAACAGGAAGCUUUGCACUCGCAGUCAGCCAUUUCGCUUCUCUAUCAAACUCAAGCUUCGAUUGGUUUUCUUCGGUUUCGGCUGCUUCAUCCUACGGUGCCAUAGAAUUGGACCAUAUUCAGGAGGAGAUUGAGGAGGUGACUGCCGUUCCAGAAGUGAAGGAGAAGAAGAAGAGCAGAAAUGCUUUGAGGAAGGGGUCGGGAGGUGAAGAGGUCCGAGCUAUGCAGGAAGCAUUGCAAAAACUAGGAUUUUACUCGGGUGAGGAAGACAUGGAGUCUUCCAGCUUCUCGAGCGGACUGAACGUGCCGUCAAGACUUGGCAAUCUGGAUAACAAAGGGAGUACUCUGACUGCUACGCAAAAGGAAGAUACAAAUGGAGUUGCAGUUACUUCUGCAACAGAAAUUUCAGAGGUCCAGCAAACACUUGUGAAAGGUGUUACAGAAGUAGAGGUAUCUGAGCAUCGUGUUUUUCUCCUUGGAGAGAACCGCUGGGAAGAUUCUUCUAAACUUAGCAGGAACCAAAAAAAGGGAGGUGAAAGCAAGACAAUGAAUACCACAACAAGGUGUCUUACUUGUCGAGGGGAGGGUCACUUAUUGUGCACAGUUCCAGAAUGUGAUGGAACAGGCGAGCCAAACACUGAAGAACAGCAGUUCUUGGAUUGGGGGAAAGAGGGAGCAAAAUGUCCGUAUUGUGAAGGUCUUGGGCAAUUUAGGAGCGUUAGGUAUGAAAAUAUCUUCCCAUAA
Molecule: messenger RNA, 747 nt
Organism: Prunus armeniaca (apricot)
Lineage: Eukaryota; Viridiplantae; Streptophyta; Magnoliopsida; Rosales; Rosaceae
Source: the annotation of a GenBank genome assembly